Phlebotomus papatasi is the source of this 2669-nucleotide messenger RNA. RefSeq names its product dymeclin. The record is from RefSeq and is a predicted model, not a curated record. The transcript has 8 exons. NCBI's taxonomy places the organism in Eukaryota, Metazoa, Arthropoda, Insecta, Diptera, Psychodidae. Gene Ontology annotation, biological process: Golgi organization. The coding region runs from base 206 to 2257 and encodes 683 amino acids. Gene Ontology annotation, cellular component: Golgi apparatus.
GGGUACCACUCUGGCAGAUGUCAAAAGUGUCAAAACUUAUUUACACCGUGGCAAAAAUAUUCACGUUCUCCUGCAAAUUUCGCGUGGAUUUUUGUCCUUUUUAUGCCCCCUGCAAUGGUUAUUCUCUGAAGAUUUGAUCUAGCACAUUGUUAUCUCAGUUGGGCAAUUGAUAGUUGGUGCAAGUGAUAAGAGUUUGAGCGGUAAAAUGGGAGCCAGUGUGAGUCGGCAGGAUGAUUUCUCGAAAAAUGAUUUCCUCACAAAAUUCGUGGGGAAGGAUCAUGUUCCUGUGGAGGAUUCAAUGUUCUGGGAGAGUUUCCUCAAGUUUCACAUUGCAUUCCCCACAAACAGUCAGGAACAGCUGAGCCUGGACUCUCGUCUAGAGUCCACGUGUCAGAGUUUUAUCAGUCACAAUUUGCACACGGGAAAUCUGGGAUCAUUGAUUUCAGUCUUCCUGAGUAAAGUCACGGAGUUACUGGCUCUGUCGGAUCAGGAGAGUACUCUUCAUGUCUGGCAGUCCUUCAAUGCUCUGUUCAUCAUUCGAUGCCUGGUGAAGUAUAUCGUAGAGACGGGAUCUGAGUACCAGCUUCUGCAGCACUUUGAGGCAGUGCCAAUGAGCAAGAAGGAAUCUCUGGCAAAGGCGGAGGAGGCUGUGGCAAUUGAAGGCAGUUCAGCGGAAGAAACUGUUACUGUGGAUGGAUCCAAGUUUGAAUCCUUCCUCGAGGCAAUUGUUAAUAUUAUCGUUGUUAUUCCCGUGAAGGAUUUCACUUAUCAUUUGCAUCUUGAGGCCGUCAACAAUUUGAUCACGCUUCUCUCCGUUCAUCUCUAUUCUUCCCAGUCCACGGAAAAAUCCACAAUUUACAGGGCAAUUUACAAGUGUCAGCAUGGAAAUACUUUGAUGAGCGCUCUUUUGCAUUUCGUGAGUCGAAAAACGCAGAUUCCUCAGUCAAUGUUUGGCUUCAGUUCCGGGGGAUCUUUUGUAUUUGGCAUUGCUGAAUCUCUGUGGUCCAUGUUGACUUUUCGGAAGUCCCAGGAUGUCCUGGCCACUACGGACUUGGCCAAUACAUUCAGGGAACAAUUUCCACUGGCAAAUCAGAGUCUUCUGCUGAUCCUCAUCCUCACAAAUCACCACACAUCCAAGGAGAACCUAUACCGAUACAGUCUCUUCAACUGCGCCAAUGCUUCAGAAGCUGAUCAGUCCAAGGAACCAAUAAGUUUCAAAAUUGACUUUUCCAUCUUGUACAACACCCUCUGCCAAAUAAUCACGAUAGAUCAGGCUACAUUGUUGCUGUACUUGCUGCUGCACCGUAAUCAGCGAUUCUACAAGUUUGUAAUGGCUCAACCGGAUUUACAAAAUCUCGUGAUACCUAUCCUGCAAACCCUUUACCAUGCUCCGGACAGCACUUCGCAUCAUAUCUACAUGUCACUGAUAAUUCUGCUAAUUCUGAGCGAAGAUGACGGAUUCAACAAGAGUGUCCAUCAAAUUAUGCUCAAAACUAUCAGUUGGUACACGGAGCGUUCAAUUUCGGAAAUUUCGCUGGGAGGGCUGCUCGUGCUCGUGGUAAUUCGCACCAUUCAGUACAACAUGCUGAAGAUGCGUGAUAAAUAUUUGCACACAAACUGCUUGGCUGCUCUUGCAAAUAUGUCAGGACAAUUUCGGUAUUUGCAUCCAUAUGUGGCCCAGCGAAUGGUGAGUUUGUUCGAGACGCUGGCUAAGAAGCAUUCACGCCUCGAUAAUUUGCUCAAGCAGCCGGCAAAUGGUGUGAGUCUCGAUGUACAGACGUCAAAGGAGGAAAUGCUACAGGAUCUUGGGGUUCUUGAGGAGGUACUGAGGAUGGUGCUGGAGAUUCUCAAUUCGUGCCUGUCCCAUCAACUUCUCUAUUGUCCCAAUUUGGUCUACACGCUCUUGUACAAGAAGCACGUGUUUGAAAACUUCCGGUCACAUCAUGCCUUUCAGGAUAUCAUCCAGAACAUCGACAUGGUAGUGGGAUUCUUCUCGUCGCGCCUGCAGAGAGUCCAGGAACAGCGUGGAGAAUUGGGCGUCAAUGAGGUUCUCGAAGUCAUUUCCAAGGGUGCUAGUCAGUGGUCCAGUGAUAGACUGAGGAAAUUCCCUGACUUGAAGUUCAAGUAUGUGGAAGAAAAUGAGCCACAGGAAUUCUUCAUUCCGUACGUUUGGACACUGGUCAGUAAAUGUGGCUGUAUUCAUUUUAGCUCCGAGUCCAUGAAAGGCAUUAUCACAGAAACAAUUGUUAAUUGUUAACACGAGAAAGUACAUCUCAAUAUUAUUUUUUUGUUUGUAAAUUUUCGCAUUAGAAAAUGGAUAACAUUUAAAUAAAAAAAAUUGUGAAAAUGAUACUAAAGAAUUUGCAAAAUUCGAGCCAAGAAUUUUAUUAAAAAAAAAAGAGAAUAACUUUUCAAUGGAGGAAUCUUUUUCUAAAUAAAAAAACAAUGUCUGCUAUUUAAAAUGCCAGACAGAGGAUAAUUCCUGCGCUGAGAAAAUUAUAAAAUGAUUUUAUUGGCUUAAAAAAAAUCGCUAUCACGCAAAUAAAAUUGCAAGUCUAAACACCAUCUAAAAAAAAGCAGGAUAGAAUUUUGAAUAUGAUAAUAAUAGAAAUAAAAGCCGAUAUAUUUAGUGGAGAUACUUCAAUAAAUUAUUUUUACUAAAAAAUAAA